AUGCGAGGCGAGGAGGAGAGGCUUCGAACUUUUGAAAACUGGCCGGGCGAUGCACCGGUCACCGCGACCAACCUAGCCAGAGCGGGCUUCUUUUUUCUGGGGCCCGAUGAUAAGGUCAAGUGCUUCUGUUGUGGAGGGAUCCUGAGGUAUUGGGUCCAUGGGGACAGUCCGAUCGUCGAACACAAGAGACACUUCCCCACUUGUAGUUUGGUAAUGGGUAGAGCCGUUGGGAAUAUCCCACUGUAUGUCGUUCCCGGGUCCCCUUCGGACUCCGUGGACGGUCAGCUGUUGAGCCAGCUCCAGAGGAUGACUGUGGACGACCAGGGGGCGGCCGGGCAGGCUGUUUACCCCGAGAUGGAGUCAGAGGAAUCCCGUCUCACCACCUUCCACAACUGGCCCACCGGUGCUGCGGUCCAGCCCGAUGUUCUGUCGAGGGCAGGAUUCUUCUACACAGGACACGGUGACAACGUGAAAUGUUUCUACUGUGAUGGAGGGCUGAGGAACUGGGAAACUGGAGAUGACCCCUGGCAGGAGCACGCCAAGUGGUUCCCACGAUGUGACUUCCUGAUCCAGACGAGAGGGCGGGACUACGUCAGCAACAUCCAGGAUACUCACUUCAAUAUAGAGACUGUGGGUGCAUCACAGACUCCGGUGUCCAGAGAAAUCAACUCAGAGAAUGAUGUGGUGGGUGGUCUGGGCGUGCCCUCGGCCAUGUUGUCUCCUGUGGUCCAGACCGUGCUCCAGAUGGGGUUUGAGGCUGGCCUGGUGGAGAGUCUGGUCCAGACCAAGUACCUGCUGAACGGCCAGCACUACACCUCCGUGUCUGGCCUGGUCACUGACAUACUGGCAGCUGAGGAGGAGGACCGGACCAGGAGGCCGCAGAGCAGAGGGCCGGUGGAGAGGCAGGGGCUCAGUGCAGGAGGGGUCAGGACACAGACACCCAUCAGAGAAAAAGCAGUGGGCGACACCACCCCUGAUGAGCUCCUGCGUCAGCUGCAGGAGGAGCGGACAUGUAAGGUGUGUAUGGACAAGCGGGUUUCCAUUGUCUUCAUUCCCUGUGGUCACCUGGUGGUGUGUAGCGACUGUGCUGCCAGCCUGCGUCACUGCCCCAUCUGCAGAGCCACCAUCAGAGGCAGUGUCCGAGCAUUCAUGUCCUGA
This is a messenger RNA of Salvelinus namaycush (lake trout), 1158 nucleotides long. It is a transcript of the gene birc7, whose product is annotated as baculoviral IAP repeat containing 7. The record is from RefSeq and is a predicted model, not a curated record. Gene Ontology annotation, cellular component: cytoplasm; nucleus. Gene Ontology annotation, molecular function: cysteine-type endopeptidase inhibitor activity involved in apoptotic process; ubiquitin protein ligase activity. The coding region runs from base 1 to 1158 and encodes 385 amino acids. Lineage: Eukaryota; Metazoa; Chordata; Actinopteri; Salmoniformes; Salmonidae. The transcript is spliced from 7 exons. Gene Ontology annotation, biological process: negative regulation of apoptotic process; regulation of cell cycle; positive regulation of protein ubiquitination.